Angiostrongylus costaricensis is the source of this 756-nucleotide messenger RNA. NCBI's taxonomy places the organism in Eukaryota, Metazoa, Nematoda, Chromadorea, Rhabditida, Metastrongylidae. The record is from the annotation of a GenBank genome assembly.
AUGGUAAAUGUCCACUGUCUCUUCAGCACCGACAGUCGCAAUGGAUUCGACCGGUGCCUUCGUCAUCUCGUGGGACGCCCCUGUAUAGAUUCUUCAUUUAUGCAAACGACAGAUGGGCGCAAUCUCGAAAGCAACAAGGGUACCAACUGCGAAAAAAUAGCAGAAACGUCGUCUAUUUCAUACUCCUUUCUACGAGCGUCAUCGUUCGAUCGAGCCAGCGAGAGCGGUGUCUACUCCAACAAUAGAGCUGGUACUAAAUUUCAAAAACAGUGGUUUCUGCCAUCGCUUUCGUACGACUGGAAUUUAGGACCGAAUAUAUUAUGUCGCGUACGACGAGAAGAACUAGCAAGAGGUGGUCAACCUUCAGUUCGAUUAAUGGCACAAGCCUUUGAAGCGAAUGAUAACUGUGUUACGGAAAAGCAAGGAUUUUUCGGAGUGAGAAAAUCUCGCUCAGUUGAAUCAGCUCGGCAUAUAAAUGACGGAAAGACUGACGCAUAUGUUCCAUGUUCACUUAAACAUAGCAGUAGUCAAGUGAAAGCCGAUGAGGAAUCGCUGUAUGCGACACUGCCACGUGGUAUGCGUGCCUUUUUUAUUACCAUCAGUGAUUUGACGUUGUUUCUCAAUUUAGGUGGAAGAAACCCGUUUAAAAACAUGGGAUCUAAACUUGUCGAGAGGGAAAAAAAGUCGUCAUCAUUAAAGAAGACAAAGAAACGAUCAGCAGAAGCCAGAGCUCGAAAAACACUGGGACAUGACUGA